Messenger RNA from Camelina sativa (false flax), 849 nucleotides. RefSeq lists its product as uncharacterized. The record is from RefSeq and is a predicted model, not a curated record. NCBI's taxonomy places the organism in Eukaryota, Viridiplantae, Streptophyta, Magnoliopsida, Brassicales, Brassicaceae.
UCUCUCUACCUACUUAUUAAAACCAUUUCAUGUUCCAAAACCAAACCCAUCAUCAUCAUUAUUACAUCAAAACAAAACACAAGAACAAAAAAUGGGAAAGAGAGGAAAAAAACAUAACAGGUUCUUAAGAAUCGUCACCAUGCCUCUAAAAGUUCUAAGCAAAGCUCGUGAUCUCUACAUGAGAAGCAUCACAGGCUGCGCAGCUCGAACUCACUACUCCUCCGCCGUAGACGCCGCCUCGGUUCCCUUUCCGAGAAGCCGGAGCACUUCCUCCGCCUUCUCCUCUUCCGCCUCUUCUCGGAGAAGAUCUUCCGAUUACACCUUCGACGAUGAUUAUAGCGAGCUGAAUAGAGCUGCUUCGGCUAGGAGUUUGGGUCAUAAGAACGAGAUUGACAUGAUCAUUCACCAACAGCUUCAGCAGCAACAGCAGCAGAGGCAGAGGCAGGAGAUUCGCGUUGCGGCGGUUGCUGUUUCGGGGAAAGACGGUUUGCCGAAGAGCUCGAGCGUAGGGAUGACAAUGGCUAGGAUUGAUGAAGAAGAUGAAGAAGAAGGAUCUAUAAAGAAGGGAUCUGAUUUGUUAUAUCCUCGUAGCAGAUCACAUGCUGUUACUAUCAGAGGAUCAAAAUUUUAAUUCACUAAUUAAUUGUCAUUAUUAAUUUUCUUUUCAUCCUAAAAAGUAUAAGUUCUCGAAACUAAAAGGUAAUUAAGAAGAAGAAACAAAACAAAAAUUACGAUGUCAUGUACUUUUUAGUUAUUUCCGUGGUUAUGGAAUUAUUUUGGUGUAAAGUUUUUGUAAACAAAAGAAAAAAGUAAUUACUGUCAAAUAUUUUUGAGAAUCUAAUAAGUUUC